UCUCCUCCACCUUAUCCUUUAUACCAAUAUUUGCACUUUCUUAUGAAUUAUGAUCCUAUUGAUGAUAACAUUAACACCCCUUUCAAAAUUCAAAACAUCAACUCAGAAACAAUUUUCAAUGGCUUCCAACCUUCUCAAAAUCCACAUUCAAACCACAAAAUUUCCUUAUACUCCUCUCCCAUUUUCUCCUUCCAAAAUCCCAUUUUAUUCUCUUCCAUCAUUUCCCAAUCACACAUAUCAUCCUGUCUUAAAAACUUUCAUUUUUAAGAAACCUCUAAACAUACCAAAACACUCACUUCCCUCCAUUCAUUCUUCCCUCUCUAACUCUUCUUCCCCUUCACCACCAACUUCCAAAGAAGAUGCCAUUCUCCAAGCCAAAACUAGCCUCUCGACCGCCUUACAAAAGCCGCUUAACAAUCCUAAACUCACUGGCAAAAUCAAGAAACAAAAGCAACCAAGAUUUAGAGUUGAAAUACCAUUGAUUGAUGAUUCCCCUGAAUCACUCACCCAACUCGCUUUCGACGUUUUUGGGGACCUUCAACUCAAGAGAAAGGGCUCUUCAGUUAAAAUGUUGUUCGUUUGGCCUAAUCCCACUUCAUUGGCUAGUGGAGUAAAAGCUUUUAAAGGUCUUAAAUUUGGCUUAGUUGAACACAUAGAGCUUACUACUGUUAUGACAGUUGAUAACAGAAUUUUGAAUUCUGCUGAUGUGGCUGUAUUUUUGGCGCCAAAUUCUUCACAGUUGACAGUUAUGAAGUUAGCUAGUGACAGUUUGUAUUCAACCCCUUUGGUGUUGUUUAACCCCAAAUGGGCAUUUGAGGAAGAGGGCAAUUUUGGUGAUUUGAGUAGUUUUGUUGGUUCAUUUGAUGUGGUUUAUGCAUUCCUAGGAUUGGAAGUUAGAGGGAUUUUAAGUAAGAAAAAUGGAGUGGUUUUUAAGUAUGUUAGAGAUGGCAUAGUGAGUGGAGAGAAAUGGAAUGUUUUAGUGGAAGAAGAAGAAGGAGAAGCAAAUCAAUUCAAGGUGGUUUCGAGAUUCAAAACUCGGCCUUCGAUUAUCGAAGUUGAGAAUGUUUUGUAUAAUCUUAUGGCAGUUAAUUCACCUCUCACAAAAUCAGCUAAAUUUUUGAAGGACUUAGUUUCUAAUGUAACAGGAAAGAAAGCAAGUUGAUUGAGCUAUUAUUAUGUUUGAUUA
Molecule: messenger RNA, 1186 nt
Organism: Beta vulgaris subsp. vulgaris (sugar beet)
Lineage: Eukaryota; Viridiplantae; Streptophyta; Magnoliopsida; Caryophyllales; Amaranthaceae
Exons: 1
Coding region: 50-1162 (370 amino acids)
Cellular component (GO): chloroplast
Source: RefSeq, a predicted model, not a curated record